Messenger RNA from Ilex paraguariensis (yerba mate), 994 nucleotides. The record is from the annotation of a GenBank genome assembly. Lineage: Eukaryota; Viridiplantae; Streptophyta; Magnoliopsida; Aquifoliales; Aquifoliaceae.
AUGGUGAUGAAGGUGGAGUCGCCAAGGAAAUCAAUAAAUAAUGUCUUUCAGAGAGUUGGGGUAUAUGGUUUUGGAGGAGGGAGCAGCCAGAAGAGAUGCAAGUAUGAUAUUCAGGAUGAAGAUGACACCAUGGAAAUGGUGCAGAUUGGUGCUGAGAGGACCAAGAAUGUGCUGAUCUUGAUGAGUGAUACUGGUGGUGGUCAUCGAGCUUCGGCUGAGGCGAUUCGUGAUGCAUUCAAAUUGGAAUUUGGGGAUGAAUACAGGUGUUUUGUGGUCAUAGAGCUUCUUCUUGGGCCAAUUGUGAUGUGUGAAGAUUGGAAUUUGGGGAUUUUUGUCAAGGAUGUUUGGAAGGAGUACACCGGCUGGCCGUUGAAUGAUAUGGAGCGGCAGUAUAAGUUUAUGGUUAAACAUGUACAGCUUUGGAAUCUCACAUUUCACAGUACUUCUCCUCGAUGGAUACACUCUGUCUAUCUUGCUGCCAUUGCCGCCUUCUAUGCCAAGUAUAUUUUUUUUCUUCCUAUAUCACAUUCAGGCUAAACUCUCAGAUAUUUUUAAUACUGUUUAGGCCAGCAAGUUGUCAUUACUUAAUAUGACCUUCAUUUAUAUGCUUCGAUACUUCAGUUUGGUCACCACUAUGAUGUAGUAAAAUAUCUAUGAUACCAUAAAACAAUGUGUAUUCUAACGCCUUCAGUAUUCUUUAUGAAUUUCACUUUUGUCUUUGCUUUUGGUUUUCUUUUAAAAUGAUGCUUUCAUUUUACACUUGUCACUUAAUCAAUUGGUUUGAAGUUAAAUAUGAUUGCUGAUUGGUUGCUUCCUAUGCACACGAAACUCAAUUAUUGCUGUGAGAAAGUUUAUUUGUUUAAUUUAUGUGGUAAAAGAAGAAGUCAAUUCUAGGCGGACAUGUUAGUGUUUUUGAAGGUUUCUGAUAUUGGUUACAUUGUUUGGCUGAAGAGAGGUUGAGGCUGGUCUAAUGGAGUACAAGCCCGAUAUUAUC